Rattus norvegicus (Norway rat) is the source of this 2810-nucleotide messenger RNA. It is a transcript of the gene Rgs21, whose product is annotated as regulator of G-protein signaling 21. The coding region runs from base 149 to 607 and encodes 152 amino acids. The record is from RefSeq and is marked validated. The transcript has 6 exons. NCBI's taxonomy places the organism in Eukaryota, Metazoa, Chordata, Mammalia, Rodentia, Muridae. Gene Ontology annotation, biological process: sensory perception of sweet taste; transmission of nerve impulse; sensory perception of bitter taste.
UUAAAGAAACAGGAUCUUUGCAUCAGCCCUCAGAUCAAGGACCACAUCAAGGGAACAAGAAGUGACUUCCCCUGCAGCACAUCUCUCUUGAAGAUCAGUCAGAAAGAGAAACGGCAUCAUCUGUGACAGGCAGACAGUGGGACGCGAAAUGCCAGUGAAAUGCUGUUUCUACAGGUCUCCAACGACGGAAACACUGGCAUGGUCUGAAAAUAUGGACUCGCUCUUAGCUAACCAAGCUGGACUGGAUGCUUUCCGAACAUUUCUAAAAUCAGAAUUUAGUGAAGAAAAUGUUGAGUUCUGGCUUGCCUGUGAAGACUUCAAGAAAACGGAAUGUAGAGAAAAGAUUGCUACGAAAGCUAAAAUGAUUUACUCCGAAUUCAUUGUAGCUGAUGCACCAAAAGAGAUUAACAUUGACUUCAGUACCAGAGACCUCAUCUCAAGGAAUAUUGCUGAACCAACUCCAAAAUGCUUUGAUGAGGCUCAGAAAUUAAUCUAUAGUCUCAUGGCCAAGGAUUCCUUCCCUCGUUUUCUAAAGUCAGAAAUUUAUAAGAAAUUUAUAAAUACCCAACAGGUUGGAAGUCAUAAAAGAUGGCUGCCUUUCCUGUGAAAAAGAUUUAUUCCUAUUCUUUGCCAUUAUCGAUUUGAGACUGAAAAUGUUUUAAAUGAAGGGAAAACACUGGUGACUUAUUUUGCUUCUAUCACUGAUUCCUAUGGUAGACAAGAAUCUUGCUGCCUCCUCCUGAAAAAUCAACACUUAAACACAUGCAAAUGGAUGGACUAUUCCCUGUGCACUUGCAAAUUCUACCAAGCCUGGCAUAAUACAAAUGAACCGGCGUGUUUGCGGGGAGGGGGAUUGCCCACUAACUGUAAAAUAUCUAUCCUAUACCAGCAUUUAUUAUAAAGAUUCUAGCUUCAGUGUCUUUUAAAAAGGGGACAUUUUAUUUAUUCCAGUAAAUGUAUGGACAAGAGGCAUCCCGAAUCAUUAAAUCACACUCUUACUUCUAAAUAGGGAAAAGAAAUGUUAAAGCUCAGUUGUUUCUUGAGUUCACACAUCUGGUGAGUGACAGAGCUAUAACUGCAGUGGAUGUCACCACUUUGUCACCACGCUGGUGCUUGAUCCAAGAAAACAGUGUAGUCCCUCCCAACUUGAGCUGCAUGGAAGUGGAAUCUAAGCUCCAACAAACCUCCACGCUCUGGCAAGGUGCCACAAAUGUUUGAAUUAUCUCUAUAUUAUACACUUUACAAAUUAUUAUCACACACCAAAACUUUUAUCACUGGCUCCCAGAAAGUGAAGAGGACUCUGAUCCCACGUGGUAAACUUGAGGCCAUGGGAGCCUGAUAUAUUGCACAGGAAGAUCCUGAGAUCAGUGUGGUUUUGUUUAAAAGUGGAUGUUAAAUGACCUCUUAUGGAAUACUAACCUAAGAUUUGCCACAGUAGAACCCUCCUUCUACUGCCUCUACUCACUCGUCACCAUGAGAUAUAAUUCUAGGAUUUCCAAAUAAAUAGAUCAGAAAACAAAUCAAUGACAGGAUUUUGAAAUGUGAGGAUUUUAGAAAAAUACCAUGAAUACCUCCUACAUGCAAUAUUCUAUAUUCCAUUCAUACCUCUUCACACUACAUGUUAUUUUAAUCCAUAGUUAUCAUAUACAACUUGAUAAAUAUAAAUGCAAGCAGAAAAUAUUGUAAAAAAUGGGAAAAACAUGUAUCCAUCUUGAUUAUGGAAUUAAGGUCUCAUUCAUACUCUACUAUCAUUUUUAAACAUCUUAAUUGACUUAAAGAAAUGAAGUUAUCAAAAUUUAAAACUAUGUAGUAACUGGCUAAUAAAUUAAAAAUAACAGACCAAAAAAUUACUUACAUAUUAUAAGAAGAGGAGUCUUUGCAUUGUUUUAGUUUUUGUGUUUGUUCUUUACUCUUUUGAGAUAAGAUCUCUGGAUCUACCAAUCUGACCUUGAACUCAAUCUUCCGACUUCAAUCUCUGACUCCUGGGAUUAUAGGCAUGAGAUGUCUCUCCCACCUGUUUGCCUUUUCUGUUUUCUAACACCCACCACAAAGACAAACUGAAGAAAAUUAGAUGAUCUAUUUUCUCAAAGAAUCUUAGACUCUAACAAUUUUAUGUGUUGCAACAAGCAUAAAUUUAGUUUAUCCUCUUUGAAUUGUUUGCAUAUCAAAUAUUAAUACUUUGAACAACACAGAUUUUUCUACUUAUACAAAUAGUACUUUCUUAGAUUUGCCUAGAAAAUGUCCAUUUCAAUUUCAAGAUGUAAUCAACAGACAUUUUUCUGAUAACUAUUAAAUUCUUUUUUCCAUUAGAAUACUUUUUAUUUUUUAUAGCUAUUAAAUUCUAACCCCGUAGACAUUAAAAAUGAGAUCUAGCCUCGAGCUUUACCUUUCCAAACUUGUUUUUAUAGUCUGCCUGCUGUAGAAAGAAGGAAUUCCCUACCUUCCUUUUUUCCACUUUCUCUAUAGUAGUUCUUAACUUGUGUGGUCUAGCAACUCUGGGUUUCCCAGUACUCUUGAUAAGAGUAUGUGUUGCUUAAUAAAAAGCAAAGGAAUGUUCUUGUUGUUUCUUUUAUAAUACCCUUUUCAAAAAGGUAUUAGCAGCGUUCUGCGUAUUUUUAAAUGAUAGUAACAUUAAGGGUUACCACACUGAGAAUAGUCUAGAGGGGUUUUGUUUGUUUGUUUGUUUCUUUGUUUGUUUCUGUUUUAUUUUGUUGUUGUUGUUACUCUAAAAGUUUAGGAAGCAUUCAUGUCAAUGAUCCUGGAAUUAAAGUUUAGAAUAAUUUCCCAUUUAUUCUUAUUGGAAAAUUCCA